AUGAAGGCAAUCCAAGAGUCGAGAAUUUCAAUAAUUGUCUUCUCAAAAAACUAUGCAUCAUCAAGAUGGUGUCUUGAUGAACUUUUGAUUAUCCUUGAGCACAAGAAGACUGUUGGUCAUAUGAUUCUACCCGUUUUCUAUCAUGUGGAUCCAUCCCAUGUAAGAAAUCAGUCAGGGAGUUUCGCAGAAGCAUUUGCUAGACACGAAGAGCGAUUUAAGGCAGAGACAAAAGAAAUAAAAGAGGAAGGGUUGGACAAGAUACAGAGGUGGAAGACAGCUCUAAGAGAAGUUGCAGAUUUGGCAGGGAUGGUUAUAACAGAUGGGUAA
Cornus florida is the source of this 327-nucleotide messenger RNA. Its product is annotated as disease resistance protein RPV1-like. Gene Ontology annotation, biological process: signal transduction. The transcript has a single exon. The record is from RefSeq and is a predicted model, not a curated record. NCBI's taxonomy places the organism in Eukaryota, Viridiplantae, Streptophyta, Magnoliopsida, Cornales, Cornaceae. Bases 1 to 327 code for a protein of 108 amino acids.